Vidua macroura (Pin-tailed whydah) is the source of this 3249-nucleotide messenger RNA. It is a transcript of the gene FIRRM, whose product is annotated as FIGNL1 interacting regulator of recombination and mitosis. The record is from RefSeq and is a predicted model, not a curated record. NCBI's taxonomy places the organism in Eukaryota, Metazoa, Chordata, Aves, Passeriformes, Viduidae. The transcript has 24 exons. The coding region runs from base 60 to 2738 and encodes 892 amino acids.
GGGAGCGCGGGGCAGUGGCGGGAAAGGCGCCCCGCGCUGAGGGGAGCGCGGCCGCCGCCAUGUCCCAGGCAGACCCCGAGCUGCUCCUGCGGGAGCUGGACGGCUGGGACUGGGAGCUCUGCCGCCGGGAGCUGCCCGCCGUGCUGCCCCGGCUCCUGUCAAUGUAUGAAGAGUCUGAGGACUGGACGGAGCAUAUUCGUAUUUUGAGGAUCUUGACUGAAAUGUUUUUGCCGCAUAUCAGCCUUGAAGAUGUGGAACGAAUUUUUUUCUCAAAAGUAUUACCUAAGACUCUACAGUUCUUUGAUAACUUGAUGUGUGAAUUAUCCAGCAAGGCCAAAGGACUGACCAGCCAGAGUACAGAGUUAUGCAGUACUGUAAGGAAUCUGCUACAGACGGUGGUGCAGCUGCUGGAGACGCUGACAGGCUGUGUGCGCUAUGUGUGCUCGGUGCAGGAGCUGUCCCUGCAGAGCAUCCGCUCCCUCCCUUCCUCCGUCCUCUGUGUGGUGAAGAGCACCUUCACUCACUGCAAGGACAGUGAAUCAGUGUACUAUGGGCACCUGCACUUAGUUUCUGACCUCCUACAAUCCAUGUUCAAGGAAACUUACUCCCUUCAGAAACAGCUGAUGGAACUGGUUGAUCUGAUUUCCAUAGGCUCUGCUUCCAGUGAAGAUGACAUCACAUAUAUGGUGUCAGUAAUCCACACUGUGCUGGAGAUCUGCUCUGUCAUUUCCAAUAUGGACCACGCUCUUCAUGCCAAUACAUGGAAGUUCAUAAUCAAGCAAAGCCUGAAGCAUCGCUCCCUGCUGCAGUGCCACCUAAAGCACAGUGACAUCCUCAGUGGCCUGUGCAAUGACAUUCUUCUUUCUUUUGACUCCUGCUUGCAGCUGGCUGAGCAAAUGAAGGUGUCAGAAAUACAGGAGGGCACUGACUUCAGGCUGUUCCAGAAGACAGUGAAACUGUGCAGAUUCUUUGCUAACUCACUUGUACACUACACCAAGGAAUUUCUUGCCUGCCUCUCUGAUUCCUGUUCUCAGUUACAUCAGCUCUUUCUUCAGAUAUACAGCAAAUUUCCUCCCAGUCUUUAUGCUCCAGAGAUCUUGGAAGUUCAUCAAGAUGAAAUAUCCCAGGUUUUUCUUGUGGCUCUGGACCCUCUCAUCACCCAGCUCCUUCCCUUUAGUCCUUUCAUGGAACGAGUGUUAAGUGAAAAUUUAGGUCUCCCUCCUGAGCAGCAGCUGUCCCAGUGUCUCCUCCUGCUUACCAUAAUGGACAAGCUGUCAUCUCAGCCAGAAGAAGUGCAAACUCUCUGGAACACAGGAAAAAGCCUGUCGUUGUUUUCAGCUCUCUUCCUCAGUUUCCAGCAAUGUUGUGGAGAGCUUUCUCUCCCUGUGUGUUUGCCACAGGUGGUCAGUACUGGACAGCCAGCAGUUCCCAUCACCCUCUAUCACUAUGUCUGUGUCCACCUGUGCUCCUUCAUUGCUUCCACACUCCCAUCACACUUCCCUCAGCUGGAGUGUGCCCUGCUGGAUGCUGUGCUGGGUUCCAGUAUGAUCACGUCUCUGCUAGCAAUGGACGCAUGGUGCUUCCUUGCCCGGUAUGGAACAGCUGAGCUGUGUGCUCACCACGUUAAUGUGAUUGCCCACUUGGUAAAGGCUUGGCCCAGUGACUGCUGCCAGCUCCCUGCCCUGGGUGUGCUGCUGAAGCGAAUGCUGUUCCUGAUGGCUCCAGAGCAUCAGGUAGAAUUUGCUCAUGAGUUUCCUCCUGAAGAGGAUGAGAACUUGGCUGUGUGGCAGCACGUGUCUCUCAGAGCCCUGAAUCCUGACCUUAGGGCACAAGUGGCGUCUCAGCUGUGCUCGGCAGGGCUCGCGCGGUGCCGGCAGUGGCUGAGCAGCAGCCGUGCCUUGGGAGGGCUCCCACCUGUGAACACUGCCCUUUCUGUCCUGCUGGCUGCCUGCAAUUCUGCUGAUGCUACUCUGGAGGCAGAAUUUAAGACAUCUGUCUUGGAAAUGCUCAGUCAGUUCUGGUCUUUUCUCCAGGUUAAGCAGGUCUCAGAUGAGCCAUGUCUCCAGAAGACACUGUGUUUAUUGCUUCACCUUUUGGAAUUUUUCAUCCAAGCAUUAGAUGCUCAACUGAUGACCCAGGUAUUUGCACUGCAGUCAUCCCUGCUCCAGCUGCAUCCCCCGGAUCAUGUCCGUCUAGCAAUGGUGGAUUUUCUGUCUUCCAUGGGAAAGGUGUUUAUUCCACAAGAAGCACAGAGGCAGGUUGUGCCCCAGCUGUCCUGUCUGUUUGCCUCUCUGCUGGCUGACCAGACCUGGCUGAUUCACCAGCACGCACUGGAGGCAUUCACACAUUUUGCAGAGGAAACAAGACAUGAAGAUGUUGUUCCUUGGUGCCUUAAUUCUGAAGAAGUUAAGAACAAAGUUGUUAAUUUUCUGGCUAAGACAAGGCAGGUGGAAGAGACAAGAGAAGCACGAACAGAACGCCUGAAGCAAGAAAGGAUUACCUGGAGUGCACAGGUUUUGAAAGUGGAUGGAGAAUUGGAGUCAACAGGAGAGCCUGUGGCCAAAAGAGCCUGUCACCCCCCCUCUGAGGAGCAGUACAAGGCAGCAGUAGGCACGAUGGAGGGAGCAGUGGAGGCUGUGAAGCUGCUGCUCCAGAAAGGGUCCCCUCCAGGCUGGCUUGCAGUGAAGCUGGAGGCUCUGCACGCAGCCAUAGCCACCCUCAGGGACAGCGUGCGGUAGGUGCUCCACAGGGCUUGGGGACAACGGCCCAGCUCAGCUCCCUGGUGGGAGGGAGGAGGUGCCUUUGUGCCAGGAGCGCUGCAGAAGAAAAAGCUGUGACAUGGGGCAGUGCUCUACAGUACUGCUGGCUCUUGGUUUGUGUGCCAGGAUGGACUGAGGGGUGCAGUGCCAGCCUCUCCUGCAUAGCCUGAUGGGUUUGAGUGGACACUGCUGGACAUCAGAGCUGUGGGUUUGUGUAUUGCUUGUUCUUUUACUGCGUGGAGAUAAACGUUCCAUGACAUUGUAUUCUGAAUACUGAGAGGUUUGAAUCUGUUGUCAAAGUAGCAGUGACCUUGUUCCUAUCACAUGCAGGUACUCCACACUAGGGUAAUCCUUUAAAAAUAAUCUUUAUUGGUCAGAAAGAACAUGGUGCUUAAGCAGUUUGUGGUCGUUCACUGUAUGGUUCCUAGCACCUCUUGUGCCAUCCACUGACAACUAUACAAACAGAAAUAAAUAAGUUGAAUAAACUGUA